This is a messenger RNA of Lymnaea stagnalis (great pond snail), 3803 nucleotides long. The record is from the annotation of a GenBank genome assembly. Lineage: Eukaryota; Metazoa; Mollusca; Gastropoda; Lymnaeidae.
UGUCGGUCCAUAUUUAAGUGGCUGUCUUACUUAAAUCUGACGACCCGAUGUUUGAAGUACCGCUGAGCUGACUCUAGAAUUAAAGAAAACUUCUACUUAAUCUUAUAUUGGAAAAAAAUUACAGCAGCACACAACAUUCCUUAGCUGAUGCACUAUCCACUUUUAGACUGUUGUUUUAUUAUUUAGACAAUUUAUGGAGAAUUAACAGAGCCCGAGUCUAAACCUCAACUCUCGAAGCAAUGUAUUUGUUUCUUCAGGGAAGCAAAAAAUAAGCAAGCACUCAUUUGAAAAGUUUUAGUGAUUUAUAAACUUUGUGAAGUAAUCCUUCAAAGACUUCUGAGUUCAACACAGUAGAAAUCAAAUCACUAAAAAUCGUGCCGUUCAGUCAGCUGUAUUGCAUAAAGGAAAGAAUUUUGGCUUUCUUUGGUAAUUAGCCAGCGGAUUGAGUUUCGAGAAAUGGAACCAAAGUCACUCAUCGCCCUGGCCGUAAUAAGUGUGGUAAGCAUACGAAUAUUUUUCAGACAUAUUAAACAUGUUUCAAAACAACCUUAAGGGCUGAUAUGUAAGCCUGUAGAUACCCCAGUUCAUGUAUGAGUUGCACACUUUUAUAGAAGUGUACACCAGUGAACAGAACUUUGAAUUUGAUUUAAUUUACUUCUAAGCUGUAACUAAUUUAUUUACUGUUAUAGCUAAAAUUAAACUAAAAGAAUAUGACAAGAUAUUAAAACAAUUCCAAAGAAUCAUAUAAUUAUUUUCAAGAUUUUUACAAGCACAUUUUUUUUAAAGAUAUAAAUGAAAUGUCCAUGUAAUUUAUUACAAUAAUCAAUUUUUAUUUUAAAUUUUUGGCUCAUGUUAUAAUCAUAAAAAGAAUAGGUUUAUUUUAUUAUAAAAGAAAAUAUUUUUUGUUAUGAGUGUUCGUAUAAAAAUCAUUUUGUCUUGUGCCAAAAAAAAAAAGAAAUUUUUAAAAAAGAUUAUAAUAUUUUUUUUUCUCUUUUCUUCAACGCAGCUCGUGACGUUAUGCAACGGAAGAAAAUGGCGCAAAUCACCUUAUGUUGAUGGCUCUUUUUUCUUAAGCGACCAUCUGAAAGAACAGUACAAAGAUUUGAUCAUUUCGGACACAGAGGACGACGUCACCAAAUCGUGGACAGCUGGUAAGUUGGACACACGUGCUUACAACAUUAGGAUUUAAAUUACUGUUUUAAAAAAGAAAUGGGAAAGAACAUGUUUGUCCCGUGUAAAAAGGGAUAUUGAGUAUUUAGCAAAUUACAGUAUUCCUUUUUUUAAAGAUAAAAAUUAUAAUCUUGUUUCACUUUAAAAAAAUCAACAUACCAUAUAGAGUAUAUUACAGUCAACUCCCCAAUGAAAUAAAAUAAGGAAAAAAUAAAGAGUUUUCGCUUUUUAUAUUAACAUAAUAAGCCCAUAUAUUUAAGUCCGAGAUUUUGCCUUGUUGUUAUGGACCUGCAUUUAGACUUGACUUGAAAGUUGACUUUGUGUUUUAAACAUUAACAGUCAAAUUACCUGCUUUCUAGAGAUAUGUUUUCAUUUGUUUUUGGUUGUUCGGCGUAUUUCAUAGGUUGCUCGUAGUUAAAUUAAAUACAUAUAAUUUAUUACUGCUAUUACUUAUCUUACUGCUGCUAUAACUAUAACUACUUCUACCACUACCAAUUCUACUACUACUACUACCACGACUACUAGUACUAAUGCUAAUACUACUAAUCCUAAUAUUGCCACUUCUAUUUCCUGCAACUCUCUGUUAUGUAGCAUAUAUUGCCCGUGCUUGAAUUUUACUUGACCUAAAUUAGAAUCCUAGCAGACAGUAACGUAUGUUGUGGGCGUGGCCUAUUUCUUUGAUGCAUGUUGUUUACUAUCGGCUUCCAAUUACACAUUGGGUAGUAUGUGUCCUGGUAGUUUUUGGAAUGUGCUCGAUAACCCGAGAAAUGUAAAAACACAUCAUAAGUCGUUUCUGGAAGGCAGUGCUUAAGUGACCUAUAUAAGGGAUUGACAGGCACGGACGGAGGUUCAGAUAGGUUUUAUUAACUUCACGAGACUUAUGUUAUCCUUUUUGUAUUUGUGUGCUCAUAUGUGUCUAUCUCGCAUUUCAUCAUUAUUCAUUGGCAUAUUAUUCUAACUGUGUUAACUGUGCACCGGUACAAGAUCUACCACACUGUAAGUUGAUGAUUGUCAUUAUAUUUUAUUUUUAUUUUGUAAUUAUAUUACGACUUAAUAAAUCUUAUUAAUUUUAACUAGAAACUGUUUUGGGUGUCGUAUCUUUAAUAUUGUUGACUCUAUGGUAUCGUCUUUUGUUAGGCACUGUUUACAACGAGCCAUUAAAAUUAAAAUAGGAGAUUAAUUUCUCAUGUUAGAAGCCAGUGCGUACCACUCUCCCCCCAAAAUGAAAAACUGCCAUAUUAUUAAUCCAAACAUUGUCUGAUUGGAUUCAUCCCUUGCAUUCUUGCACGAGAAGGACAGGAGGACAUGAACAUUCCCCAGGUAACUCACGCCUGCCCUUGGUCCUACGUGAUGGUCACAAACAAAAACAGGAUACCCCAGUCUCACCUGGAGGCCCAGUGUAUGACUCACCAAUGUCUCAACUUGACUGAAAACAACGAAUUCAUCCCAAAUGGUGAGACUUACUUCAAUGUCGAUAAAAAAAAUUUCAAUAUCAACGAAAUUAAUUUUUGUUUCUGGAUUAAGAUUUUUUUGUUCAACUGGCGAGUUAAAAAUAAUACUUGUAGCUUAUGGAAUAGUUAGAUUUUCAAAAUAUAGAUGUAAAUAAAUAUGCCUUAGAAUUGAAACAAAGAUGUUGAGCAAUGAUGAACACUUAAUUGCAAGGUUAAUUUAAAAUCUAUUUUAAAAGAUUAUUUUUGAUAAGCCAUUUUCAUACAUACAUUGAGAAAUCAGACCCCCCCCCCACACACACACCAGGAAAUAUUUAAAAAAAAAAAAAUUCUUAAUCCUCCUAAACUAUUUUUUUCAACGUCAAUCCAUCACAUCUGAUGCUUUAUUGAAUUUUAAAGAAAAUCAAAAUGACUCCUUUUUCCAAUAAUAAUAAUUUAAUAUUGUAAACUUUCUUUUUCUCCAGGGAGACCAUUUGACCACGAAAAAAACGUGUCCUUCAUUCAAUCCACCUGCUGCAGCAAAGUCUACUAUGGAAAAUGGGUCAAAGUUCGUAGCAUGACCCCUUAUGGCUUCCCCAAGUAUGACAAGCGCAUUUUGCUUGUGGCCGCUGCCUGCUCCUGCAACCGAUUUUUAAAACAUAUCUACUAAAAAGUCCCCCCCCCAAAAAAAAAAAAAAUGGGUUUUGAAGGGAGAAAACGAUAAUAAAAUAAAAGGGGGAAAAAAUUGAUAUGUUAAUAAAUUAAGCAUAGAGUAGUCGUGCAAGUUAUAAGGGCGUCAUUUUUGAUUACGUUCUUCUGAUUUUGACCUUUUCAGAUUUGUUUUUUUUUUUUUAAAGAAAAUGUGUGUCUGAGUGUAGAACAACAGCAAAGUGCGAGAAUUGUGUUUUUCUACAGUUGUUAUGUUAUACCAAAGAUUUAAUCAAUUUUAAUCUUAAUAGUUCCAUGUAGGUCAUCAGUUUUUUUGUUUGUUUGUUUGUUGCCUAUUACGUUGACAUUACUUAUCUAAUUUACCAGAUUACUUACUAUACACAAACACACACACACACUCACACGCACGCACACACACGCACACUCACUCACACGGGUCGAACAAGACGCAGGCUAUUUAUAGAUACGCCAGAGUGUGGUUCAAUAAUGAGUUCACUAGCGCACAAAAUAUCAUUCCCGAUUUCUACGCUAUACAUG